Molecule: messenger RNA, 1039 nt
Organism: Physella acuta
Lineage: Eukaryota; Metazoa; Mollusca; Gastropoda; Physidae
Product: leucine-rich repeat-containing protein 61-like
Biological process (GO): outer dynein arm assembly
Cellular component (GO): cytoplasm
Molecular function (GO): protein binding
Source: RefSeq, a predicted model, not a curated record
UGUUUAUAAAUGGCGUCUGUUGAAUCACACGCAAAUGAUGGAGUUAUUACUAAACAAAUGCUCAAGUCCAAAAGUGGAGAGUUUGAUCUUGAAAGUAUUCAUACCAUGUCUUUAAAAGAAAUGGGUAUUUUUGACCUUGGAGUAGUCGGAGAAUGUACUGGACUAGAGAGACUAGACCUAUCUUAUAAUGCACUUACCAGGUUGAAUAAAUUAGCCAGCUUGACUGCGCUUACUAAAUUAAAUCUUUCUGCCAAUAGAUUAACUUCAUUAGAUGGAUUACAAUCACUUGAAAAUUUACAGAGUCUGAAUGUAAGUGGAAAUUUACUUGGAAGUGUAGAUGUUUUAAGAACAGUCAGCAACUUGGAAAAGCUGACAGACCUUCGACUACAAGAUCAAGCUUUAGGUCUCACCAACCCAAUGUGUAACACUAGCUAUACUGAUGAUGUGCUUAUCAUGUUGUCUCAUUUAAUUACACUAGAUGGACAGAGAGUCCGUGGCAAAGGGAGUGAACUGUUUAAACUAUGUAAAGAAAUGGAUUGGGCUCUUAAAAAUUUGCCAUCUUUGCGUAGUUUGGACCUGAAAGACAAUAGCAGUGAAAUAGUCGUGCAACAGUGGGUGGUAGACGUCACACCAAAACGUGACAAAGUGCUGGAUGCUGAAGAACAGCUGACAGCUAUGCUAGCCAGUUGUAAAAAGUUGAAUGAACAAGCUGAACAAGUGCUAGAGGAUAUCAAACUGUCAGAGACAAAUUUAAGUUGAUGUGGGUUGUGUGAAGAUGUUCAGCUUGUGGUAGAUGACUUGUGAUAUAGUACUCAGCACUUGCAUGAUGUAUCUAAUGCUGAGAUUUUGAGAUGAGGUUCUCUUUUCAUUGUUGCUAACACAUUGUCACUCUGUCUGAAUUGUGGAAAGUACUAUGCAUGCUGUACUCAUAGUACUCAUUGUCACCAACGAAACAAAAUGCCUAAACUCACAGGCAACCAGACUCACAAGCAUUCCAGACUUACAGGCAUUCUAAACUGACAGGCAUUCCAGACUCACA